ACGUGAGCGGUGCGGCGGAUCCGCGAUGGCGGCGCACCUGAGCUCGGGGCGGGUGAACCUGACCGCGCUGCGCGAGGCGGGACGGCGCGAGCUGCGGGAGUUCCUGGACAAGUGCGCGGGGAGCAAGGCCAUCGUGUGGGACGAGUCCCUGACCGGACCCUUCGGGCUCAUCGCGCAGUACUCGCUGCUCAAGGAGCACGAGGUGGAGAAGAUGUUCACGCUGAAGCCCGGGCGCCUGCCGCAGGCCGAUGUCAAGAACAUCAUCUUCUUCGUGAGGCCCCGGCUGGAGCUCAUGGACAUCAUCACCGACAACGUGCUCAGGGAGGACAGAGGCCGCUCUCCGCAGAGGGACUUCCACAUCCUGUUCGUGCCGCGCCGCAGCCUGCUGUGCGAGCAGUGGCUGAAGGAGCAGGGUGUGCUGGGGUCCUUCAUCCACCGUGAGCAGUACAGCCUGGACCUCAUUCCCUUCGAUGGGGACCUGCUCUCCAUGGAGGCCGAGAGCGCCUUCAAGGAAUGUUACCUGGAGAGCGACCAGACGAGUCUGUACCACGCAGCAAAGGGGCUGAUGACGCUGCAGGCUCUGUACGGAACCAUCCCACAGAUCUUCGGGAAGGGCGAGUGUGCUCGGCACGUGGCUAACAUGAUGAUCAGGAUGAAGCGCGAGUUCCCUGGGAGCCAGAACUCCAUAUUUCCCGUCUUCGACACCCUCUUGUUGCUGGACCGCAACGUGGACCUGCUGACGCCGCUGGCCACGCAGCUCACCUAUGAGGGGCUGAUAGAUGAGAUCUAUGGGAUCCAGAACACAUAUGUGAAACUCCCUCCUGAGAAGUUUGCCCCAAAGAAGCAGGGAGAGGGUGGGAAAGAUCUGCCCACAGAACCCAAGAAGCUCCAGCUCAACUCUGCUGAAGAGCUCUAUGCUGAAAUCCGAGACAAGAACUUCAAUGCUGUGGGGUCAGUGCUGAGCAAGAAAGCCAAGAUCAUCUCUGCAGCCUUUGAGGAACGCCACCAUGCAAAGACCGUUGGAGAGAUUAAGCAGUUUGUCUCACAGCUGCCACACAUGCAGGCAGCAAGAAGCUCUCUAGCAAAUCACACCUCCAUUGCAGAACUCAUCAAAGACAUCACCACAUCUGAAGAUUUCUUUGAUAAUUUAACGGUGGAACAAGAGUUCAUGUCUGGAAUAGACACAGACAAGGUUAACACUUACAUUGAAGACUGCAUAGCUCAAAAGCAUCCAUUAAUCAAGAUCCUACGCCUCGUUUGCUUGCAAUCCGUGUGCAAUAGUGGACUGAAGCAGAAGGUUCUGGACCAUUACAAAAGAGAGAUUAUCCAGACUUAUGGCUAUGAACAUAUAUUGACCUUAAACAACUUGGAGAAGGCUGGACUCCUGAAACCUCAGACAGGCGGUAGGAAUAACUACCCAACCAUCAGGAAAACGCUGCGCUUGUGGAUGGAUGAUGUCAAUGAACAGAACCCCAACGACAUCUCCUAUGUGUACAGUGGCUACGCACCGCUGAGUGUCCGCCUGGCACAGCUACUGGCUCGCCCAGGGUGGAGGAGCAUAGAAGAGGUUCUGAAGAUGCUGCCAGGUCCCCAUUUUGAGGAGAGGCAGCAGCUGCCCACUGGCCUUCAGAAAAAGCGUCAACACGGUGAGAACAGAGUCACUCUGGUAUUCUUCCUGGGAGGGGUAACGUAUGCAGAAAUUGCUGCUCUGAGAUUUCUGUCCCAGAUGGAAGAUGGAGGCACAGAAUAUGUCAUUGCCACUACAAAACUGAUCAAUGGGACAACCUGGAUGAAAUCCUUGAUGGAAAAACUGGAGCCUGCCCCAUUCUAAGGUCUGUGGUAAGAGACAGUGAAGGUGAGAGGCCCUGUGGACAAAAGCACAUCAGCUUCUGGUCUUCUGGCACGGCUUGAAAGUUGGGGAAACAAGACAGUGCAAGGAGCUCUUCUGAGACCAGCCCAUGAUGCAGCUACUCUCAUCCCUCUCUGCAUUUGGGUUCCUACUGUUUGCGGAACAUCUAGUAGACAAAGUAGCUCCUUUAGAGCUACUUCAGCUUCUUCAGAGCUGAAAGGCACUAACAAUGAAAUAAAUGGCUCAUGGUCUGGA
Melopsittacus undulatus (budgerigar) is the source of this 2104-nucleotide messenger RNA. RefSeq names its product VPS33A core subunit of CORVET and HOPS complexes (gene VPS33A). Bases 26 to 1831 code for a protein of 601 amino acids. Lineage: Eukaryota; Metazoa; Chordata; Aves; Psittaciformes; Psittaculidae. Gene Ontology annotation, biological process: intracellular protein transport; vesicle-mediated transport. The transcript has 13 exons. Gene Ontology annotation, cellular component: CORVET complex; lysosome. The record is from RefSeq and is a predicted model, not a curated record.